Heterobilharzia americana is the source of this 918-nucleotide messenger RNA. The record is from the annotation of a GenBank genome assembly. Lineage: Eukaryota; Metazoa; Platyhelminthes; Trematoda; Strigeidida; Schistosomatidae.
AUGACGGGUUUUGUAGAUGACGCAAGACAAAACUUGGAGCGAAUCAGCGAGGUUGAAAGACUUUUCGGAUUUUCAUCUAAUAAACUAGUGGUAGCAAAUCGUGUCUUAGUCGGGGAGGGUGUACUGACAAAGAUUUGCAGAAGAAAACCCAAACUCAGACACUUUUUUCUUUUUAAUGACGUCUUGAUCUAUGGUAGGAUCGUAGUUAACAGAAAAGUUCUUCGUAAUCCUCAAUUUAUUGAUCUUGCUGAUGUCUCUGUAAAGAAUGUCCUCGACAAUGGGAUAUACCGGAACGGGUUUUCAAUUCUUAGUCCUAGGAAAUCUUUUACUGUCUACGCAAGCACAUCUGAAGAGAAAGCACAGUGGAUAGUUCAUUUAAGGAAAUGCAUUUCAGAUUCUAUUCCUUCAGCUAUGCACUCUGAUUCAGUCAAAAAGUCCCCAAUUUGGAUCCCAGAUUCUGAAGCAUCACAUUGCAUGGUGUGCGGUGCUACUGAAUUUAACUUGGUUCAUCGUCGGCAUCAUUGUCGACAUUGUGGAAAAGUUGUUUGUGAUAAGUGUUCUACUUACCGGUGGAUAUUACCUUAUCAAGGUUCAUCACGUGUACGUGUCUGUUCACUAUGUCAUGCUGACUUGUUAAUUGAAAAAACUGGCUCAUCUUGUAGUAAUGAACAACGGCAGCAUCAGCAUCAUCAACAGUCUGAUAAUACCCAAGAUGGCAAGAAUUCACCUGUCCAUACUAACACUACUAUUGUAUCGAACAAUAAAGCAAAUCCAAUCAGCGAAGCACAUGUAAAUCCUAUUAUUUUAGCACCAACUUUUCUUGGCAAUGUAAAUACACUGAAUGAUGAAUUAAAUACUGAAAGUGAUACAGAAUCGGAUACAAAUGAUGAGGAAAAAAUAGACAGAUUGGUACACUGA